AUGGUGGUUGCAACAAUCAAGUGUGUGGUUGUUGGUGAUGGUGCCGUUGGCAAGACUUGCUUGCUCAUCAGCUACACAACCAACAAGUUUCCCUCGGAAUAUGUACCCACGGUUUUCGACAACUAUGCAGUCACGGUCAUGAUAGGAGAUGAGCCUUACACUCUUGGAUUAUUCGAUACCGCCGGUCAAGAAGAUUAUGAUCGUCUACGACCUCUAUCGUAUCCCCAAACCGACGUCUUCUUAGUGUGCUUUAGCGUCACGUCGCCCGCCUCCUUCGAGAACGUUCGAGAGAAGUGGUUCCCCGAGGUUCAUCACCACUGCCCUGGCGUACCUUGCCUCAUCGUUGGCACCCAGACAGAUUUGAGAGACGACCCCAGCGUCCGGGAGAAGCUUGCCAAGCAGAAGAUGCAGCCAGUGCGCAAGGAAGAUGGAGAACGAAUGGCCAAGGAACUCGGUGCGGUCAAAUACGUAGAGUGUAGCGCUCUCACUCAGUAUAAGCUAAAGGAUGUAUUCGACGAGGCCAUCGUCGCAGCACUAGAGCCUCCGGCGCCGAAGAAGAAGCCUCACAAGUGCUUAAUUCUAUAA
Molecule: messenger RNA, 585 nt
Organism: Daldinia childiae
Lineage: Eukaryota; Fungi; Ascomycota; Sordariomycetes; Xylariales; Hypoxylaceae
Product: Cell division control protein 42 like protein
Exons: 4
Coding region: 1-585 (194 amino acids)
Biological process (GO): small GTPase-mediated signal transduction
Molecular function (GO): GTPase activity; GTP binding
Source: RefSeq, a predicted model, not a curated record